Molecule: messenger RNA, 1153 nt
Organism: Argentina anserina (silverweed cinquefoil)
Lineage: Eukaryota; Viridiplantae; Streptophyta; Magnoliopsida; Rosales; Rosaceae
Exons: 5
Coding region: 109-891 (260 amino acids)
Molecular function (GO): ubiquitin binding
Source: RefSeq, a predicted model, not a curated record
CAAAUCAAAACCUAACCCCCUUCGAAACAGAAACCCCCAAAUCUUGAAAAAUCCCUAACCCUAAUUUAUACCAAUCGGAUUUGGAAUCUGGUGGCCUUCGGAAUCAGGAUGUCUGCGGCAGUGUGCGGAAGCAAGAGGUCCUUCUUCGAAGAGCUUCCUCCGUCGCCUCCGUUAACCAAGAGACUCCGCUGCUCUUCUUCCACCUCACCCGUUCGUAUCUCUUCUCCUUAUCUCCUCGAUCAGCUCCGCUCCGUCUUCCCCCACAUGGACCCUCAGAUUCUGGAGCGGGUGUUGGAAGAGUGUGGUGAUGAUAUUGAUGCUGCUAUCAAGAGGCUGAAUGAGCUUCGUAUAGGAUAUGGGGACGAGAAUGCGGCCCCUGUUGCAGAAUCUAAUGAGACCGUUCAGAAAAGGGUAUUAUCUGAUGAGGAGGCUGCAGCUUCUUCUGAGAACACAUCAGCACCAAUUAACCUUCCCGCAGAUGGUGCGGAAUGGGUUGAAUUGUUUGUUAGGGAAAUGAUGAGUGCCACUAGUGUGGAUGAUGCUAGGGGACGUGCGGCAAAAGUGUUAGAGGUUUUAGAGAAGUCCAUCAGUUCACGUGCUGGUGCUGUGGCAGCCCAAAAUUUUCAGAAGGAGAAUAUGCUACUGAAAGAACAAAUUGAAGGACUGAUUAGAGACAAUGCUGUUCUCAAGCGUGCUGUAUCCAUCCAGCAUGAACGUCACAAAGAGAAUGAGGGCAGAAAUCAAGAAUUCCAGCAUCUGAAGCAGUUAGUAACUCAAUAUCAAGAGCAGUUGAGGACACUUGAGCUCAACAACUAUGCCUUGACAAUGCAUCUGAAGCAGGCACAACAAGGCAACUCCAUCCCUGGGCGUUUCCAUCCUGAUGUUUUCUAAUUUAAGAAAUUUAAGUUCAACAUGCUUCGUUGAUAGAGUCAGCAACGUGUGUUCUGUUGUGAGCCCUGUUCAAUUGUCUUUGUUGAAGUAUGCCAGCCUUACUGUCUUGAUGUUUCCACUUCAGGUCAGUCAGGAUGUGUCAUUCAAUUAAGAAGUGGUUAACUUUAUUGUUGGGUUUAAUAUUGGUGAAUUUGUAUUUACAUUUGUCUAGCUUGUAAAACGAGAACAAGGUGCUUAUGAAGAUGGAUAUACUUUUCUCUCA